Molecule: messenger RNA, 6457 nt
Organism: Menidia menidia (Atlantic silverside)
Lineage: Eukaryota; Metazoa; Chordata; Actinopteri; Atheriniformes; Atherinopsidae
Source: the annotation of a GenBank genome assembly
AGAGGAGUAUUUGAAGAUCGGUAGAGGCCGAGGAGAAGGGAAGGAGGUUCUGGCAAGUGAAGGGGAGGGGGGGGCAAGUGAGAAGUGGUGCGUGCAUGCUUUCAAAGUGAGGAUAGCCAGAAAGCAAAGGACAGGGGAGAGUGUAAGAAGAGGAGGUAGCGUGGAAGGUCAGCUCUUGGUGACACCGUGGAGGGGAGGAAGAAGGGUUGUACGAGGAGAAGGGGGAGUGAAAGUCAUCUGGUGUGGGUUUCAGGGUAGGACAAACUGUCAGAGUGAAGGGCAGACGUGUGAGGAGUCACUGUGGGGGGAGAAAGAAAAUGUUGAAGUGGAAGAAGACAUAGCUAGACUAGAGAGCAUGGAGUGCUGAGAGGAGGACAAAACGAGGGACCUCGUUGGCAUCGGUGUGGAAGGAAAGGAUAACAACUGAGGAAAUCAAAGAGGUGUGUGCUGGAAGUAUGGGGUGUCUCUACAGCACAGGCAGGAUCAAGAAGCAGGAACCUGGUGCAGACGCUGGAGGGGUUUCCAUAAAGUCAUACCCUGAAGUGCAUCCUGAAAUCCUUCAGCUUGCUGAGCUCACUAAGUCGGGCAGCCACGCCUUCACAGUGAAGAACUUCAAGAAGAGGCGAGUGUGCGAUGUGUGCAGGCAGAACAUCAGCAGCCUCGGGGUUUUCUGCAAGGAGUGCAAGGUUGCGGUUCACAAGACGUGUGAAGCCAAGGUGUCUGAAGCCUGCACUGCCACUUUCACGGACCUGCACAGCUCCAUUAAAUCAACUUCACAGAAGAAGAGAGGCUCCAUACCAAGAAGUAAAAGUGUGGAGCAAGUGAUGGAGCAUGUAAUGGAGUGCCACUACGACUUCGACCUCACCUACAUCACAGAGAGGAUCAUCUCGGUCUUCUUCCAGCCAGAACUGGAGGAGCAGAGGUACCGCAGAAACAUGCAGGAAGUGGCUUCCAUGCUCAAGUCUAAGCACCAAGACAAGUUUCUGUUGCUGAAUUUAUCAGAAAAGAGACAUGACAUAACCCGACUUAACCCAAAGGUGCAGGACUAUGGCUGGCCUGAUUGUCACGCUCCUCCUCUGGACAGGAUUUGUGCCAUUUGUAAAGCCAUGGAAACCUGGCUAACCUCAGACCCCAGCAAUGUGGUGGUCCUCCACUGUAAAGGAAAUAAAGGAAAGACUGGGGUCAUUGUGGCAGCAUACAUGCACUACAGCAAGAUAUCAGCAGGAGUGGACCAGGCUCUCACCACACUAGCCAUGAGAAAGUUCUGUGAAGACAAAGUCUCCUCCUCCCUGCAGCCCUCCCAGAACAGGUACAUCUACUACUUUAGUGGUUUGUUGUCCGGUACCAUUAAAAUGAAUAGCAGCCCUCUGUUCCUUCAUCAGAUCCUCAUUCCCUCACUACCAAACUUCCAGUCGGGAGGAGGAUUUUUUCCUUUCCUGAAAAUCUACCAGUCUUUACAACUUGUCUACACCUCAGGUGUCUAUGAUCCCCAGAGCUCAAGAGCAAGAAAGCUGUGUGUGACUAUGGAGCCAGCACUGCUAUUAAAGGGGGACAUCAUGGUGAAGUGCUACCACCGGCGGAGCAGAGCGGCAGAGAGGGAGGUGGUCUUCAGAGUCCAGUUCCACACCUGUACGGUUCAUGGAGCCCAGCUGUGGUUUGGCAAGACAGAGCUCGACUUGGCCUACGCAGAUGACAGAUUUCCUCCAGAUGCUACAGUGGAAUUCAUGUUUUCCAAUGGGCCGGAGAAAAUUAAAGGUCGAGAAUAUCAAAAGAAUGACACAUCCAUCAAGGUAGAUUACAACACCUCAGACCCUGUGGUCAGAUGGGAUUCAUAUGAAAACUUCAAUCUCCACCACCAGGACAGCACGGAAAACAUAUCCCACACAAGAGGCCCUCUAGACGGCAGCUUGUACGCUCAAGUAAGAAAGCGACGUGGACCAGGCACAACUGCUUCUGCAGCAGCUUCACCCAAUGGAUGUCUCACGAGCAGCCCAACAGUAAAAACCCAACCCCACCCCCAACCUCUCACCUAUACCUCUUCAUCUAGCUGUUCCUCAGUCCCUUCUGAUCAUCCCGGCAAAGAAUCUUUGUCAGUUCACAGUCCUGACAGAGAUAAAAGUGAAAGGAAUGUAGAAACUCAAACAAAAGAGAAGACGAGAGACAAAGAAAGGGACAGAGAAACAGCGAUUUUAGAUGAUGGAGACCCAUCAAUUUCAGUAGGUUCCAGGCAAGAACGCUCAUUUUGCAGUCAAACAGGUACAAAAUGUAGCAAUGCUUGUAGGGAAAUGGACAGAGAGCUCUGUAUUCCCAGUGGCCACUGUCUUGGACGUUGUAAGAGCAUUAAAAGCAACCCAAAAAGCCAAACUUUGCCAGCUUUACCAUCCAAAUCUAUGUCAUCUCCUCCUCAUUUGACUCACUUGGAGCUCUGCCAUCGUCAUAGCACAAACCCUUUACCUGAGUUACCAUGGGAACUUCAACUCCCUCAUCCAUCCCUGCCUUGCCUCCAUCGGCAAUGUUACCCUUGUCCAACCACUGAGCACACCCACAAUCACAACCACACCUUACCAGCUUCAAACAGACUCUGCACGGGGGACGAGUGUCAUCUCUUUCAUUAUUCUGGCCUCGGCCCAGGCCCUCACAGCCCUUACAGAGAAAUGUUUUUUGGAUCCCCAGCAUCAUCUUCCUGCUGCCCAUGUCAGGAAUGUUCCAGCAGGCGAGAGUACCAAUCAGCCUCAGUCAGAGCGCUCCACCUGCUGCACCCGGACCAAUCAGAGAAUCCACAUUGGGUUCAGGCAGCGGGGAUACGGUCAAGAGAUGCACUUCCACUAUGGGAAACUGAAAAUCCAUGGGAGCUGAAAAGAGAGGCAGAAUUGUGGCAGUGCAAAUCAUCCAUGCCAGGAUAUCGCAUCUGCCAAUCCACUCUGGACAAGGUUCCAAACCCAGAGCAAUCUAGAUUUGUCAUUGCACCUCAUCAUAACUACUCUAUCCCCCAGUCACUGAUUGAUGUCCGGGAUGGGGCAAGCAGUGGUUAUCACACUCCUCUACAGCCACGCCACUCCUGCCCCUGCUCCCCGUACCAGUCCUCCCCCUCUGAGAGUCGUGAGAGCCGGGGAUAUGCUUCAGGCUAUCACUCGGGGUCGGCUUCACCUCUGCCUGCAAACAGUCCAUCUCCUGGUAGAGGAAAACUGCCUGAUACCCCCUCAAGAUCUGAGAGUCAGCCAUGCACAGAUCAGAGCAAGGAAAAGGUCAAGACAAAUGCAGAGGAUGACAUAUCUCAAGGUUCACAGAGCAAAUCUGACACCCAAGGAAAGUCAAGUACCCCAGACCUUGACUCUGACCAUGACUACACUCUGAUUGGUGGCAGCAGUCCAACUCACACAGAGGACAGCCUAAAAUCUGAUAGCCCACUUCAAAGAAAAGAGACUGCUAUACUUCAAGAGUCCAACAAAUACAAAGACAGAUCUAUCACAUCAGUGCCAUCAGAGACAGAAACCCAAAGUUCUACCACAUCUACGAAUCCCACAGAACCAUCAGUUGCGCCUUCAAUGGGUGCAGAUGAGAAGGUUGGAGCAGCUGAGGUCAAGGGAUGUGUCGAUAGAUACCAGCAAUCACAUACUUCAAGCUAUGCAACUGUUGUUAUCAGCCCAAUCCAAGUCCAGCUCAAUGGGUCUGCUCUUUCUUGUGAAGGCCUAUCUGAGUGCGGCAGAAGAAUGGAACAGAAUCCAUCUGCAAGUGUAUGCUCCAGUCCUUCCACCACAUCCCCAAAUUCUCCCAUUGGGUCCCCAGAGUUGCAGUUGUCUCCUCAGCACUCUACAAUUGCUGCAGAUACAGCUGGACAGAGACUGACCCCGGACAGAGACAGCUCAGCCGAUACCAAACCACCAUCACCUGUGCCCGAUGGAUAUCAAACACCUACCUUCCCCCUAGCCUCCUACUACUACUCUUUACUAAAUGUCCCCCAUGUUCCAUACACUGGAUACACCGCAGUUACUAUACCCGCCAUCCAACCACCACUCCCAGAAAAAAAGCGUCAUUCUUCCACAGCACCAUCCCUGAACGGACACAAUACACUCCUGCGGGCCUCCUCAGCUCCUUCCCCAGUACAGCACGUUACUUUCUCCCCUGCUGUCGGAGAGCAAAGAAGGGUGUCUGCACAACCCAGCUGUAGGGACGAAGUAGACAUUAGAGUGAAUGCAAAGUUUGUCCAGGACAGCUCCAAAUACUGGUACAAACCAGGCAUCUCCAGAGAUCAAGCAAUCGCUGUCUUGAAGGACAAGGAGCCGGGUACUUUCCUCAUUAGAGACAGCAACUCCUUCCAGGGUGCCUACGGCCUGGCUCUAAAGGUGGCUACCCCUCCACCUAAUGCCAGCAUCACUUGGAACAACGGAGAUCCUGUGGAACAGCUGGUGAGACACUUCCUCAUUGAGACUGGGCCACGGGGAGUGAAGAUCAAGGGCUGUCAGAAUGAGUCCUACUUUGGGAGCCUAUCCGCUUUGGUAUACCAACAUUCAAUUACUCCCAUCUCUUUACCAUGUGCCCUCCGUGUUCCUGAAAAGGAUCUGGUUGGCGAGCUUCAGGAGAUACAGAGUGCAACAAAUACAAGUACAGCAGCUGACCUCCUCAAACAAGGAGCAGCAUGCAACGUGCUCUACCUAAACUCUGUGGAAACAGAGUCGCUAACAGGGCCGGAGGCUGUUUCCAAGGCAACUAAGUGUACAUUAGCUCUGAAUCCACGGCCAGUGGCAACAGUGGUCCACUUCAAAGUGUCUUCUCAAGGAAUCACGCUAACUGACAGCAAAAGAAGGUUAUUCUUUAGGAGGCACUACCCAAUCAACACGGUCACAUUCAGCAGUCUUGACCCUCAAGAUCAGAGGAUGUUUGGCUUUGUGGCCAGAAGGACAGGAGCUACUACAGAGAACGUGUGUCACCUGUUUGCUGAGAUGGACCCUGAGCAGCCAGCUGUGGCAAUUGUCAACUUCAUAAACAAAGUAAUGUUGGGACCACAGCUAAGAAGAUGAAGAAUUAAAACUAUGGACUAUUGCAGAUCUGAAGAUGCCAAAGAAAUUAUAUAAUUCUAUAUUCAUGAAGUGUGUAUACAGCUAAACCAUGUUGGUGCAAGUGACAUCCAUGUACAAUGGUGAAUAACUAUUUUCACAAUAGAAUCCACUGUUGACAAUAACUGCUCUGCAUGGCUGCCUAUCACUGUCAGUUUACAGAGUAAAGCGGUUACAGAGGAAGCCAGUGUGGCCUAAUGUUGCCAAAUAGGAGUUGCAUUUGUUAUCUGGGUGUUUUCAGUUUUUUUUUUCCAUUUCACUUUUAUUCAUGUGUCAUACAAUUCAUAGGAUGCAAACUAACUUUACAAACUGCACCACAUCUUCUUUAGUGCCAAAGGCAAAGAGAAAAGGAGCUUAGAGGGUCUUUAUAAUGUGGCAGAGAGUAAGAGUUGCGUUUCAAGAUGAAGGGGUUUGAUGACAAUUGUUUUUCCCAGUGAGAGGGACAAAAGUAAGUGAUUUUACGAUAAAGACUGAGACUGUCUACAGAGAAAGUUUUUCUUUCUGCAUUAAAAUGUUUUUUUGUGUAUUUUUAUUUUGCUGACGAGUUUCAAAAUAUCUUAAUCGAUGUUGGAUCUUACGUAGACAUAUAACUUUUUUUUUAACCCAAACUUAAAAACAAUGGUCUUCCAGUUCAGCUUCAUUUUUAUUACUAAGAUCAAAUACUAGUUCAUGAAUUGUGCCUUCUCACGUGAAUGUGAAAAGAUAUUUAAACAUUUAUAUGCAAGGGAAUCCAUACAUCCGUUCUUCUCUCUAACAACCUACCUAAACUGGUAUUGUAAUGGCAGGAUACCAAAACAAAAUUAUUGGAACCUAAUUGUAUUUAUUAAAUAGGAAAUUGAUCAUUUGGGUAAAUCACAUGUGAAAUCCUGCACAGUAUAAAAACACUGGCUGUUUUAAGACAAACAUAUCAAGACUUAAAUAAAAAUGACCAUCAGUAGAAAUCUACAACACAAGCAGUUAUUUUAAUGUCAUAUAAUAUCAAAGGAGUCCAGUUUCUUUAUCUGAUUUUGACAAAUUUCCAUGAAAAUAUACCAUAUAAUGUGUGAAGUGUUUCUGAAGGAGUUUAAAUUAAAGCCAAAGAUUUAUUGUGUCAAAUAUGUGUACACUCUUUGGUUGUAUUCAAUCUAUAUGCUUUUGUUUAGUAUUUGUGUUUUACACUGAGACAGUAUAUAGAUUAUUUCAGUACUAUCAAAAUUUUCACAUUUCCUUUUUUUGUAAGAGAAAUAAUAUAUUUCCAAACUUUGAGUAUUUGAAAGAAAUGAGUACCAGAUGUUUGACAAGAAAUUAAAACAAUGUAUUCAAAUCAAAAUGUAUUCUCCCUCAUUUACAUGCCUUUUGUGUGACAAUGCAGUUUGUUGCCUUUAACUCAAAAUAGCAUAUGGAAGUAUUUUGAUUGAAAUAAA